AUGCUUGUCACCGGUCGGAGUCGGGUGUUCAUCCUUUGCGGGAUCUUCGCCACGUUCGUCCUUUUGUUGUUCGUCAUUUAUUCCAACUUUCCUGAGUUGGAUUUGGAGCAUCAGAAGGACUUUAAGUACCCAAGAAGUCUCGACGAAGCCAAGAGGCUUGGCCGAGUCUUACUGCACUACAGAGAUCGACAUAUGUUUGCCAUUUUCUUCGGUGUCGUUGUUGUAUACAUUAUGCUUCAAUCGUUUGCUAUACCGGGAUCGAUAUUCCUUACCAUAUUGUCAGGAUAUCUCUUCAAUUUUUUUGUUGCCUUACUUCUCGUGUGUACCUGUUCCGCCGUUGGAGCCUCAGUAUGCUAUCUUUUCUCUUAUAUAUUCGGUCGUGAGUUUGUGGUCCGUAAAUUCCCCGAUCGAGUGAGGCAAUGGCAGGGUGACAUCGCUAAACACCAAGAUGAUCUGCUCAGUUACAUAAUUUUCUUGCGAGUCACACCAUUCCUCCCUAACUGGUUCAUAAACAUUGCUAGUCCUGUUCUUAAUGUUCCGUUUUUCCAUUUCUUCGUAGGAACAUUCCUCGGUGUGGCUCCGCCAAGCUUUUUGUAUAUCCAAGCUGGUUCCACUCUGGAACAGAUGGUUCACACUAACGUAGCAUGGGAUUUCCAUUCUUUGUUCCUGUUGACAUUCUUUGCUGUUUUGUCCCUGAUACCAGUGUUUUGGAAGAAAUACAAAGCAAAACGAGCUUAA
This is a messenger RNA of Angiostrongylus costaricensis, 738 nucleotides long. NCBI's taxonomy places the organism in Eukaryota, Metazoa, Nematoda, Chromadorea, Rhabditida, Metastrongylidae. The record is from the annotation of a GenBank genome assembly.